Engraulis encrasicolus (European anchovy) is the source of this 2881-nucleotide messenger RNA. RefSeq names its product zinc finger protein RFP-like. NCBI's taxonomy places the organism in Eukaryota, Metazoa, Chordata, Actinopteri, Clupeiformes, Engraulidae. The transcript is spliced from 10 exons. Bases 123 to 1901 code for a protein of 592 amino acids. Gene Ontology annotation, molecular function: protein binding; zinc ion binding. The record is from RefSeq and is a predicted model, not a curated record.
UUAUUUUCUUUCCCAUGACAAACUGGGAAGUAACUGAUACUUUUUCUACACCUACCAAGAGCUAACGUUUACAAUCCUUGGCUUUAGUCUUUUCAGCAGACUGGGAAGAACUCAACUCGGUGAUGGCCUCCAGUGGUCCUGUUCUACCCGAGGAUCAGCUGCUGUGCUCCGUCUGCUGCGAGAUCUUCAGCGACCCCGUCACACUGCCCUGCGGACACAACUUCUGCCACUCCUGCCUCCUGGGCCAGUGGAACACCACCUCCUCCUCCUCUCCCACCUCCUCCUCCUCUCCCACCUCCUCCUCCUCCUCUCCCACCUCCUCUCCGUCCUCCUCCUCCUCCUCCUCGUGUCCUCAGUGCCAUCGUGACUUCCCCUCGCGCCCCGAGCUCGGCGUCAACGCCGCCUUCCGUGAGAUUUGCGAGCGCUUCAAGGCGACGAGUCUCGCACAAAGUCCUGCUGAGCAACAGCUCUGUCAGCAGACAGCCGCCAUCACCAACCAUGCCUCCAGUGAUGUUGCCAUCCCAGCCUCCGAUGAUGAGAUCCCCUGUGACGUGUGCACCGGCCCCUGCAGACUGCCGGCCUCCAAGGCCUGCCUGGAGUGCCUGACGUGCUACUGCACGGCCCACCUGGAGCCUCACCUGCGGGUGGCGGGCCUGAGGCGCCACCGGCUGAUGGAUCCCGUGGGCAACCUGGAGCAGAGGGCCUGCACCCGCCACGGCCGCCCACUGGAGCUCUACUGCCGCUGGGACCAGAUGUGCAUCUGCCGCUUCUGCGCCGAGACGGAUCACCUGGACCACGUGAUGGUCACACUGGAUGUGGAGUGUGUGGAGAAGAAGACUUCGCUGCGUGUGAUGGAAAACUCCAUUAACCAGAUGAUCCAGGAGAGGCUGAAGAAGGCUCAGGAGGUCAAGCGCUCACUGGACCUCAGCAAGGAGAACACUCACAGGGAGCGCGAGGAGAGCGAGCAGGUGCUGCGGGCGCUGCAGCGGUGCGUGGAGGGGGGCCAGGCCUCCCUGGCGGAGGAGAUGGAGGACAGGCAGGCGGCCGCGGAGCAGCGGGGACAGCGCCUCCUGCAGGAGCUGGAGCAGGAGAGCCAGGAGCUCCAGGAGAGGAAGGAGGAGCUGGCCAAACUGCAGAGGACCGACGACCACAUUGAUCUACUGCACAGCUACACCCAGGCAGUGUCGUGGCCCCAGGUGAGGGCCUGGUCGGACACCAAGGUCUACACUGACCAGUGUGUGGGCAUCUCCAGGAAGGUUCUGAGCAAGGUGGAGGACAUGCUGAAGGUGGAGAUGAAGAAGGUGGAGGAGAAUGAACUCAAAAGGAUCCAGGCAUAUGCAGUGGAGUUGACCUUUGACCCCGACACAGCGCACCCCAAUAUCCAGCUGACGGCGGACGGCAAGCAGGCAGGUCGCGCCACUGCUGAGCCUGCCUACGAGCCCCCCGACAUCCCGGCGCGCUUCGACCCGGUGCUGUGCGUCAUCUCCAAACAGGCAUUCUCCUCCGGUCGCUUUUACUACGAGGUGCGGGUCGGCACCAAGACCUUCUGGGACCUGGGAGUGGUGCGGGCCUCAGUCAACCGCAAGGGCAUGAUCACGUCCAAGCCCGAGAACGGCUUCUGGACGGUGCGGCUGCGCAGCGGGGACGAGUACCGCGCACUGGGGGCUCCCUCGGUGGAGCUGGACCUGAGGGACCGCCCUCAAAAGGUGGGGAUCUACGUCGACUACCAGGGUGGGAGGGUGUCCUUUUACGACGCAGAGGCCGGGCGACACUUGUACUCGUUUACGGGACACGCCUUCACAGAGCCGCUCUACCCGUUCUUCUCACCGGGCGUUGCUGAUGAGGGCAAGAACCUCGCCCCAUUGGUGAUAGAGCCUGUCAAUCAGCCCAGUGGGUUGUGACGAUACAAUGCUAUAGGACCAGACAGGUAGAGAUACAGAUAGUUGAUUAAGAAGGAGCCUUCCUCUAUUGGUGUUCACAUUAGUCAGGUGAAAACGUCUACGGAGGAUAUUUACAACAUAAAAUGAAAUAAAACUGAAGAAAAUCCAAGGCACUCUCCUUUUGAAAAAGUUAAAAAGCCUUUAUUGUGAUGGCUUUGUCAUGUUAGACAUUUUAAGCCUUGGAUUUUCUUCAGUUUUUUUCCCUAUCCAAAGAGCACCUCAACCAAACUUUUUCAGAGUCCAGGAAGCGCUCCUAAACUAACUUUUUUGAUAAAAUGAAAUAACAUUAAUGUAAACAUUGUUAUAAUAAUGCAAAUAUUUUUGGUUGAUUUUGUUUUGGUUUUGUUCGAUAUGUGACCACGAUGAUAAUGUGUGGAUAUUGUGAUACAUGCUGCUUCUUCACCAAUUUACUGACAUUUGUUGCCAUACGUAUGUUUUUGGGAGCUGAUCAUUCACAAAGUCACAAAAGGUGUGACAAAUAAAUUACAAAUCACUGUGUUGAUAAUGAUUUAGCCUGAUUGCCAUCAACUUUCAAAGAUAGGCCGUGGCCAGGCUAAUAAUGGUUCACAGCACUAUUUCUAUAUACCAUAUCUGUUUACAGUGGGUUAAUUUUGGACUGGUAAGGUGUGGCGAUCAUGAGAUGGCACUAUUUACAAUAUCAGUUAUCAUCUGUGCUGUCAACGGAUGUCCCCUUUUUUCCAUCCGUUGUGUUUAUUCUGUGUAAUUGUUUUCUUAUUCUUGGGCCAUGCCAGAAAAAAGAAAUGCUCACACAUUAGUAUCACAUUGUAUCCAAUAUCUGCUUGUUCUGCUAUCUGUUCAAAUGUAAAUGUCAAAACUGUAUUUUACUAUUUUUUAAACCUUGGCUUGGACUUUCUUUGAUAUUUAAUGAAUGUCAUGUAUUGCAGUAAGAAAGAAACACUGACCAGAAUGCUUCAAUAAAU